GGUUAAUGAUGCUUGGUACCAAAGGCAGUAACGAGCAAAUAGCGAUUUUACAAUUUUUAUUUUGAUGGGUACUAUCAAUUGUGUAUUUUUAUUUUUUAACGAUACGAAUCAAAAACGAAACUAGUAUAUGUCCGAUACGAAACUAGCUUAUAAUUUUUUUAACAACAAUGGAAAGCCAUUUUGAUUUAGGAUUAAACGAUAGUCAGAUGUUAGGUGAUGAGUCCACUAAUAUGUUUGGGUCAGUAAAUACAAAUAUGGAGAUGGUAGGUGAUGAGUCCACUAAUAUGUUUGGGUCAGUAAAUACAAAUAUGGAGAUGGUAGGUGAUGAGUCCACUAAUAUGUUUGGGUCAGUAAAUACAAAUAUGGAGAUGGUAGGUGAUGAGUCCACUAAUAUGUUUGGGUCAGUAAAUACAAAUAUGGAGAUGGUAGGUGAUGAAUCCACUAAUAUGUCUGGAUCAGUAAAUACAAAUAUGGAGAUGUUAGAUUUUGGGGCAAGUUUUAAUUCAUUCGAGGAAUUAAAGACUGCUAUCUCUAACUAUGAAAGAAAAGUGAAUGCUAAUUAUAAUAUACAUCGGUCAGAUGCUCUAAAAAAUUGUACAGAGCAAAUGAAAAAUCAAUAUAUUUAUAAAAGAAUAUGUUAUAUCUGUAAACAAGGUGGUAUUUUUAAGACUAAAGGAAAAGGUCUAAGAAAUUCAAAAAGCUUAAGACAAAAUUGCACUAGUAAUUUUGUUGUCAAGUUGAUUAAAAGAGGUACAAAUCAAUUGGUGGUUACUCGUUUUCAUGACACACAUAACCAUGAAUUAGAUAGCAACCUAUUUAAAAGGUUAUUUAAACAGCGUAAAUUAAAUGAUAAAGAAAAAGAGUAUAUUAUAGCUGGACUAAAAUAUGAUGGCAAUAUUUCAAAAAUCCAAUCAGAUAUUCAAAAAUUAGGUAAAUUUACAACAAAAAGAGACCUGUAUAAUUUAAAAAAAUACAUGAUUCCAAUGAAUUAUCAACCCUAAUUACCACAAUAAAAAAAGAUAAUCCAAGUAAUAUUAUAGAAGUGUUGGUAGAAAAUGGCAAUUUUAAUGCUUUUUAUUUCCAAACUCCUAAGAUGAGGGAAUACUUUGACUUCUUCCCAGAAAUAUUAUUAAUUGAUGCCACCUAUUCCUUAAAUAAAUAUCUAUUGCCAGUGUUUACUUUGUUUGUUGUAGAUGGGGAUAUGCAAACAAGAUUUGUUUGCAUAUGGGUUGUUAAAUCAGAAAAUUAUUCUAUAGUUAAAAUGAUGUGCAAUAUUUUUAAAAAUUACAAUUUAAAACAUGAUAAAAUUCGAUGCAUUAUAUCGGAUAAGGACUUUGCUGACAGGCAUGCCUACAAAGAUGCCUUUCCAGAGGCAUCAUUAGAGAUAUGCUUAUUCCAUGUUUUUCGGGCAUUUAACCGAGAAAUAACAGUUAAUAAAAGAAACAUUUCAAAAGAACAAGUAAAAAUUGUUAAAAAUCUCUUAAGGUCUUUGGUUUAUGCCAACUCUCCUGAAAAAUAUUUUAUACAAUAUCAAAAUUUAUUGCAAUUAAAUAUUGAAUCUAUUACCAAGUAUUAUAAUAAUAACUGGCAUACAAUAAAAGAAGAAUUUUGUAUGGCUUGGACAGGUCAAACAACAAAUUUUUUAAUUUAUACCAAUAAUCGUACUGAAGGAAUGAAUAGGAUUCUUAAAAGCAUUAUUAAAAAAUAUUCCUCGCUUUAAAUUUUUAUAAUGAUUUAAUGAUUUGCAUCAAUAUGAAUGAUCAGGAAAAUGAUCAUCGCACUAUAAUGGGUUUAAAUAGACCAUCAAAUUUUAAAUUGGAUUAGAAUGAAAGGAAAUUUGAAUCCUUACUUACUAAUUUUGCAUUUAAAAUUGUGUACAAUGAGCUGAAAUUAUCAAAUAUAUUAAUUAAGAAUCAUAUAGAUGAUGAUUCUACUAAUUUGCUUCAUAUACAGGGACAACAAAUAGAUGUAGACCAAAAUCAAUGUAACUGUGGACUCACAAAAUCGUUAUUGCUUCCUUGUAGGCAUAUAUUUUUUUAUAGAAAGAAAAAUGAUAUAAAUAUUUUUACCCCAAAUCUUUGUAAUGAAAGAUGGUAUCGAAAUUAUUUCACACCCCUUACUGGAGAAAUUAGGAGUGAUAAUUAUAUUAAAAAUAUCAUAGAAAACUGUAAUAAUGAUAAUAAUAAUAAUGAUAUUAAUAGUGAAAUUAGUGAUACUGAUUCACAAAGAAAUAUAAAAAUACACGAAUUACCUAAGAAAAUCAUAACAACCAAAACUCAAAAGUUUAAACAUUUUCAUGAACUGGCCCUUCAAAUAUCAACAUUUGCAUCCGAAUUGCCAAAAGAUCAAUAUAAUAAAUAUUAUGAUUUUUUUUCACAAAUAUAUGAGGCAAGGGGAAAUAUUCCUGAAAUAUUUAAAGAAAAAAAUAAAGAUAGUAACCAAAAUUCUGAAGGAGCUUACUUGAUAAUUUAUCUCUUUUAAAUUCAAUAAAGAUGCCACCCUUAAAAAUGGGAUAUUUGAAACAAAUGGAGAUAAAAAAAGGAAAAACAUGUGGAAAUGUUAAAAUUACCAGUCAUAUAAGCAAUGGCAUAUCUGAACCUGACCAUAACUCUGGCAAGGAAAAUGAAAUGAACAAAAAUCCUCUCACUUCUCUACCAAAGAAUAAUAGAAUAGCAGUAUCUGAGUUGCAACCUGUUUUUGUAAAUUUAACCAAUCACUUUCAAAAUAUGGGACACCCCCCAAAGCAAUAGAUGUUAUUCAAAACUCUGGCAAGGAAAAUAAAAUGAACAAAAAUCCUCUCACUUCUCUCCCAAAGAAUAAUAGAAUAGCAGUAUCUGAGUUGCAACCUGUUUUUGUAAAUUUAAUCAAUCACUUUCAAAAUAUGGGACCCCCAAAGCAAUAGAUGUUAUUCAAAACUCUGGUUUAAGAAAUAAAACAAAUUUACCAACUUAUCAAUUGUCAAAAAUUGUAACCACAAAUUCCUUCAAAAAUCAAGAUGAAAAUUCUGAAAUUCUAUAAAAACAUUAUGCUUUUUAAAGAAAUAAAUAUAUAUUUUUUUAUAUUACAUAUUUUUAAAUAAAUGUAUAAUUAUAAUAAAUUAUAUGAUAUGAUUAAGUAGAAUAAAUAAAUUAUGUGUUUAUUAUUAUUUUUUGAGAAAAUUACAAAUAUUAGCACAUCUUUGAUUUAAAAU
Messenger RNA from Gordionus sp. m RMFG-2023, 3190 nucleotides. RefSeq lists its product as uncharacterized. The record is from RefSeq and is a predicted model, not a curated record. Lineage: Eukaryota; Metazoa; Nematomorpha; Gordioida; Chordodea; Parachordodidae. The transcript is spliced from 14 exons. The coding region runs from base 168 to 1001 and encodes 277 amino acids.